Messenger RNA from Talaromyces amestolkiae, 588 nucleotides. RefSeq lists its product as uncharacterized. The transcript has 2 exons. Lineage: Eukaryota; Fungi; Ascomycota; Eurotiomycetes; Eurotiales; Trichocomaceae. Bases 1 to 588 code for a protein of 195 amino acids. The record is from RefSeq and is a predicted model, not a curated record.
AUGCCCGAAGACUACAUCUUCGUUCCCAAGGGCGAUCCAUACAUAACCCGGCACUGCAAAGCGCGCACCAAAGAUGAGAAGCAAACCGUCUAUAUCGUCUAUGACAGCAAAUUCAAACACCAACUCGGCAUCCGCAUCCCCCUCGCCAUCCACACCACCGUCCUCGAAUCCGCAUCCUCGACAGCCGCGCACCGCGCCUCAGCGACUCUCCUUCGUGACCAGCGCGACAACAUCAAAGCACGAUCUUUACUCCUCGCUACGUUUCCGGCUAUACCACCCAAAUGUCUUGAGAGAGUUCUUGAGCAUGCGUUUUUGAAAGGAUCGGGACGGGUGGGGAGGAUUAGCACAAAAACAGAUGCGAAAAAGGCAACGUUGGCGGUCGAGGCGCAUAUACGGCAUGAGCAUACGGGGUAUGAGCGGUUGAUGCAGGAAGAGGAUGUGGGAAGGGAGGAGGCUAGACGGAGAGUGUGGGGGGAGGUGAGGAGGGCUAGGGAUGAGUGGGCUGGGACGAUUGCAGAUGCGCGAGAAGAUGGGGAGGUAGAAGAGGCGGUGAAAGAGGUUGAAGUUAUUGAUUUGACUACAUUAUGA